GGAAAAAAUGGUGACAGACGUGCAGCUGGCCAUAUUUGCCAACAUGCUUGGCGUGUCCUUGUUCCUGCUGGUUGUGUUGUACCACUACGUCGCCGUGAAUAACCCCAAGAAGCAGGAGUAGAGUCCCCCAGUAUGAUUGGAGAGGUGAGAUGGGAGUCAAAGCCACCACCUUGGAAACAACAACAUUCCCCUCAUCCAGUCCCUUUUCCAAGAAAUUAAUUUCUAUGUUUGCACAGUAGUGUUUUUUUCUAAUAAAAAUGUUUGAAUUCCA
This is a messenger RNA of Acanthochromis polyacanthus (spiny chromis), 271 nucleotides long. RefSeq names its product oligosaccharyltransferase complex subunit 4 (non-catalytic) (gene ost4). The record is from RefSeq and is a predicted model, not a curated record. NCBI's taxonomy places the organism in Eukaryota, Metazoa, Chordata, Actinopteri, Pomacentridae. Gene Ontology annotation, cellular component: oligosaccharyltransferase complex. The transcript has 3 exons. Bases 8 to 121 code for a protein of 37 amino acids.